Molecule: messenger RNA, 1691 nt
Organism: Hyalella azteca
Lineage: Eukaryota; Metazoa; Arthropoda; Malacostraca; Amphipoda; Hyalellidae
Biological process (GO): cell-cell adhesion
Molecular function (GO): protein binding
Source: RefSeq, a predicted model, not a curated record
AUGGCUGAGCAAAUCAAUACACAAUACUGGCUGGCGGUGCAAGAGCCCCCCGUGAUCUACCAAAGUUCCUUGUCGUGGUCACUCCCCAAUGGGGCGUCAUACCACACCCUCACGUGCGUGGGGAAGGCCGUCCUCAACCUCGAGGUUCAGUGGUACAAGAACGGCGCGAGGAUCUGCCAUGACGGCCACUACCUCAUCGACACAGAUAUCCCCAAGAACGGGCUGGGGGUCUACCAAUGCUUCUUCACGACGAUGCUGGGUGAGGUGGAUGCCGUGGGGUUUGUUGACGUGUGCACGUCGCCCGACCCUCUGUUGCCGCCCUCACGUCUCUUCGUCGACGACGUCACGUCCACCAGCGUCCACCUCAGCUGGACGGACGACGCGCGCACGACGCAGACGUCACCCGCUGCGGGGCAAGGCAUCGCCUACAGGGUUUUCUACCGCAUCGCCGGAGUGGGCAAGUGGGUGCUGAAGCCGGAGCCCGCGGCGCCCAGCGUGCCUGAGGGCGGCGGCGUCCGCCUGUCCUGCCACCUGGCGUCCACCCCACCAGCCGUCCUCAGGUGGUACCGGGACGGCAAGGAGCUGGUACCUAAUACCAGGUACUUCUGGCCCAAGCCCGGCGUGCUGCAGAUACACGCCGUACAACUUGCGGACGCUGGCAGCUACUGGUGUACGGGCCAUAACAACGUCACCAACGUCACCUCGAGGAGCCCCUCGGGUUACUUGCACGUCGUGACGUCACCAACGCGGUCCAGGAACGAGCUUCCCCUCGGGGAUUCGUUACUCGACAACGCUUAUAACACCCACCGACGUCACGAACUCGGGGAGAACAACGCCCUGUUAUCAGAUAACAACAAUAACAACAUUGGGACUUUUGGAGAACUAACGCCGCUUUCCAGACAUAACCAGUCCGUGAGAGCUGCGAACUUCACCGCGGAUACUAACGGUGAUUUUGUCCGAGAAACCACACCAGAAGCCAAUGAACACAACCGCAAUGGCAACCAAAUUAUGGUUGCCACUCCAGGAUCUAUUGUCAAUCAACCAUUUACCCCUGAAACUUACGAAAAUGACGACAACGAAAACAACCCAAAAGAAAACAUCAGUUUCUUCACACCUGCAAAAACUUCGCUGAUGGCGACCAGCUUCCCUCAGAAGGAGGGAACGACUUCCCUCCUUGACCCACAUUCACCAAAAGUGGGUCACGAGUUCAAGCUGCUGCCGGUGGCCAACACGGAGACGGUGGCGGUGGGUCAAUCGGCGGUGUUGGAGUGCAUCACGAACGACCCUGACGGGGGAAAAAACUUAAACUGGACUCACCAUGUUAAUGACAAGAAGGAGCCAAUUGUGGGCACCCGCGUGGUGAAGCGGGGCCAAGGGUCCCUCGUGUGGCCCAGUGUGGCCCCAGACGACGCAGGCUCCUACGAAUGUUCGUACCUCAACGAAACUUCCCAAUACUGGCUGGCGGUGCAAGAGCCCCCCGUGAUCUACCAAAGUUCCUUGUCGUGGUCACUCCCCAAUGGGGCGUCAUACCACACCCUCACGUGCGUGGGGAAGGCCGUCCUCAACCUCGAGGUUCAGUGGUACAAGAACGGCGCGAGGAUCUGCCAUGACGGCCACUACCUCAUCGACACAGAUAUCCCCAAGAACGGGGUGGUCAGCUCCGAGCUUAAGAUCAUGUACAUCACCAUGGC